This is a messenger RNA of Copidosoma floridanum, 3009 nucleotides long. Its product is annotated as angiotensin-converting enzyme. NCBI's taxonomy places the organism in Eukaryota, Metazoa, Arthropoda, Insecta, Hymenoptera, Encyrtidae. Gene Ontology annotation, molecular function: peptidyl-dipeptidase activity; metallopeptidase activity. Gene Ontology annotation, biological process: proteolysis. Gene Ontology annotation, cellular component: plasma membrane. The record is from RefSeq and is a predicted model, not a curated record.
UUCUCGCUGAUCGGCAGCAAACUGUCUUACCCAUAUACUUACGUACACUUUAACUAUGGUGUACUCCAACUGACGCUCUUUUACGCGGUAAUUCGCCGAAAGUUGCCGAUUUACUGGUCGCUUGUGUCUUUUUUCACCAAAGUGGAGCAAAAGAAUACGACGAGGAGGAGGAGGAGGAGGCCAAAGUGCGAUUGGAAAAACAUAACGACACACGUAGAGGACAACUGCGUGCUGUAACUAUCCAGUAUAUCCACAACAUAGUCGGCGAGAACGGAGGAUUUACGUAAUUUUAGUUGCAGGGUGGAAAAAGGUGGGCGAGGAAUGCUUUCGAAAUCCGCGGGCGCCCUACUCCUCGGCGGACUCCUGCUGUUGGUCUCGUGCUCCGGCGCGGAGGAUCAGGACCUCCUGCAGGACGACGAGCCGUACCUGGUGGACAACUUUGAGCGCACCCUCGACACCGCCAUCGAGCUCAGCGAGUACGACUACGAGGACUCGUGUAAACCCGUCGCAGAGGCCGAGUGGAGCUUUUUGCACGGGGCCAAGGAUCCCUCGGCGCUUCGACAAUGGAAAGCCGCUCAAUUAGAGUUUGCGGCAUUUAAAAAAUGGGAGAGGGACAACAUGACGGAGCAGUUCAACAGCACGGUCGACGAGACCGAGGCUCUGGGCUACAAGCUCUCGGUGCUGAAGAGGCCGGGCGACGCGGGCUUAGAUAACACCGAUUACGCCCAGCUCGUUGCAUUCGUCGGCGAGAACCGAGUGCUCCAGUCCACAGCGAGGCAUUCAAAUGGCAGCAGGAACCUCACCCGUGCCGAAGUCGAAUUCCUGCUGGCUCACAACGCCAAGGCAGAGGAGAAGCUCAAAGCGUGGAGCGCCUGGCAUCGAAACUUUGACGACCAAAUCGACAACUUUACGAGGAUACUCCAAUUGGCGCAAAAGGCUGCUCUCGCCAACGGGAAAGCCGACGUGCGGAGCUACUGGGAGAUGCUGAGCGGCGAGCCCGACGCGUACGAGGCUCACAAGAAUCAGUUGGACCGGUUGACCGGUUUGCGCUCGAAACUCGCUGACUUUGCGCGCAAACGGCUGGCCAAGAAGUACGGAGCCGAGACGAGGAACGACAGCAUCGCCGCGCACUUGCUGGGUUCGCUCAUCGGCGACGACUGGACCAACAUAGCGUUGUACGCCGCACCUGAGCCCAAACUCAUCUACGAGCUGAGGCCAAAGUUCUGGGAAAAGAAGCUGGUCGGCGAGAAUCUGUUCCGAGUGGCUGCGGGCUUGGGCAAGAGGUUCCUCGCCCAGGCUAUGCGAGGUGAAUUUUUGACCAGCAGCAACUUUAACGGCGAGUGCCCGGGCCACCUGGUCAAUUUUUGCGAGGCGGGCAAACUGAGGCUGUCCACCUGCAGCGAGCCGUCCAUACGGUACUACCUGAACGCGCACAGGAUCGUGGCCAAGGUUCUGGUCAACCAGUUGUCUUCCAAAAUCCCGAUCCUAAACGACUUGAACAGGUAUCCAGUUUUGGAGGAAGGGGUGGCGGAGUUGUUCUCCCUGCUGGCGGCGAGUCCAGCGUGGCUGCACCACGUGGGCCUGAUCGACGGGGACAUCGCUGGUACGGAGGAGGCCAAGAUGAUGUCCCUGGCCAUCACUGCCCUGGACGUCCUGCCGCGGCUGGCGUACUACGACGCGGCCGACAGGUGGAGGCUCGAGGCCAUAGAGAAGAACGAGACGGAUCCCAAAAAGUUGGUGGCCGACUGGUGGUCGAGCAGACUGGCCUACGAGUACGUGAACGCGGACGAGGAGCUACCCACCUUCUUGACCGACGAGCACAUCGUUGCCAACAAGCCCUACCUUCCGAAACUGCUGGGCAUCGUGCUCGCCUUCCAGAUGUACGAGUUUAUCUUCCAGUCCACCGACGUCAGGCAGGAGCCCUUCGACAAGAGCCCCUACAACCACAAGUUCGUUUACAUGGUGCAAAACAACUCGGAGAACUGGAAGUCCCUGUUGGAGAAGUUCAUGGGGAUAACCGAGGUGUCGGCGCAGCCGCUGAACGAGUACUUUAGCGAGCUGGAGUACUACUUGGAGGGCCACGAGGAGCCGGAGGAGGCGAGCUUCGACCUGAACGCCAAGGAGAUCGAGCUCGAGUCGGUGGAGAAGAGAGAGCGUAAGAUAUUCAACGAGCCCACCACCACCACGACGACGACCACCACCACCACGACCACUACGACGGCCAGGCCGACCAAGACAAAGACGACGAAGGUCAAACCCAAGGACUCGCUGACCCUCGACAGUAGCAGCGAGAAGCCGGGAGAUGUCUGGAACCAUCUCGACGACGAGCUGAUGAUGGAAGACGAGCAGGACCAUGGGAGGUUGAAGACCGGGAGGAGCACGGCUGUGUGGGCGGUGAGCGCUGCGCUGGUGGUCGUGUUGGUGGUUUGCAUCGUCGCGAUCUUCGGGAGACGGCGCUGCACCAGGACGCCGAGGAACCGUAGGUACGUCUAGGGCCACGAGGAGAGGGCUCCGGGCGAUCCUGGUCCUCAAAUAUUGGCUACCCACGUGGAAGAGGGCACAGCUGGCUAGAGAGGACGCUUUAUCGUCGCGCUCCAGUGGCCGGUGUGUUUCUCUCCGUUAACAUUCCAUUGAGCGAUGAUUGUCACCGUUACUUUUAAAAUUUUUUGUAUAAAGUGCGCGAGCGAGGAUGGAAGCAGUGUGUUGUUCACGGCGAAACAAUAAUUUGUUCGACUCGUGAAUUUGUCACGGAGCAAUUGUGUUUUACGUGUGCACGAUUCGUCUGGUUAACAGAUUUUUAUGUGUAUAUAAAUCGGCACAACUUGAUCAUUUGUUUCGAGGCUAGACUCGAUUUUUCCAAACGUUUGUGUUAUUAAAAGCGUAAAAAAAAAGAAAAAGAAAUGAAAUCUCUACAAUCGACUCUAUUACUGUAAAAUGUACUCGUGCCAAAACUACUGCCAUUUUUUUAUAACAAUUUUUAAUGUAUAAUAUAUAUAUACACAUUAUCUC